Dissoconium aciculare CBS 342.82 is the source of this 1186-nucleotide messenger RNA. RefSeq lists its product as uncharacterized. The record is from RefSeq and is a predicted model, not a curated record. NCBI's taxonomy places the organism in Eukaryota, Fungi, Ascomycota, Dothideomycetes, Mycosphaerellales, Dissoconiaceae. Gene Ontology annotation, biological process: mycotoxin biosynthetic process. The transcript is spliced from 4 exons. The coding region runs from base 78 to 887 and encodes 269 amino acids.
UCCAGUUACCAUAGACAGGUGAGAAGCGGAGGAUCAACCAACAUUCAUGACAACAAGAAAAUCAACGCGACAAGAAAAUGGAACGCUAUAAUGACUCGGCCGCCAAGGAGUCGCGCUCAGGACAUCAUCUCCUGUCCUCAACAGAUGAUCAAGACGAACCACGCAUCAUCUACCUCCCGGAACGACGCUCAAGAUGGUCUUCCAUUGCCUCAUGGCUGAGCUGCUUCUUCUUGGGCGUUAUCGCGACAUUGCUGACGCUGGGCGUCGCUUUCCGACAAAAUGCGAUUCCUGAAUCAUUAAGGGCGGCAGCGCUGUCGACAUCACCGUCGACGCCUUCGUUCACAUUCGGUAGCACGGAUCCUCUGCCGAAUGUGCCAUCAGAAACUGUUGUGUUCGAAGCGGAUCCGAUAUUUUCAGACCGAUCAACAGACGACACGGAUUUCGCCUGGGACAUGCUAUUGCCCCCCGGUCGCGGCUAUGUCUACGUUCCCGACGGCGCCUCUCGCGGUCUUUUACCCGGCCAGUACACGCCCGAAGGCGAGAUCUACAGCGUCGCCAUGUACCACCAACUGCACUGUCUCGCACGAAUCCGCAAGCAACACUGGAUUUUCAAGGACGGAAUCGUCACCGGCGAUACCGGCAUGGCCCGCACGUUUGCGGGUCGCGGCGACUCCUCUCACGCACAACAUUGCUUCGAUUACCUUCGCCAAUCCAUCCUGUGUUCCGGUGAUAUGACGCUCGAGUGGCCGAAGCAGGACGGUCCUUCGUCGGGAGCGACGGUGGACGGAUGGGGCGUACCGCAUACUUGCAAGGCGCCGGCAGCGAUCAAGGCCUACAUGGAUGCGAAUCACAUGAACGGCAGCAGCAAUUUCGACGCUGCUGGUUAGCUUAAUAUUUUGUGCUUCAAUUCGAAUUUAUUGCAAUUAUGAUCAUAUUCGGAAUAAAACUCCUCGCAAAGUGGUAAAGGAGGAACCUGCCCGAUCUCACGCAAAGCCCAAGUAUCAUGUCGAAGCAUCGAGCGUAGAACCAUGACUCAAAACCACCUUGCUCUCGACGCAGUGCGAUGAAGUCCAUCACACCCAGAGCUGGCAUUGGAGUGAAGGUUAAAGCAGAGCGAACCCUAUCGAGCUGCUUGUGGAAACUAGAGGAAUGUAUUUCAUCUUUACCUCCAGCUCCGACAAUGUCG